Molecule: messenger RNA, 1854 nt
Organism: Porites evermanni
Lineage: Eukaryota; Metazoa; Cnidaria; Anthozoa; Scleractinia; Poritidae
Source: the annotation of a GenBank genome assembly
GUGUUGGCACAUCGACUAGGGUUGAUCCCAAUCUGUGCAGAUCCAAGAGAAUUUGAUUUCAGAUCAGAAGGUACAUGUAUGCUACAGAUUAACAAUAUUAUAACCUUGUAGAUUUAAUUACAGGUUUUGAUCUGUACUCAGCCUUUUCUAAGCUCUCAAGUCAUAGGGUUGUUGAGGAAAAAAGGAGAAGCAAAAGAUAUUUGUUUCAAACACUUGCAUCUGGGAAAGGGGGCCAGUGGCACAUUUUUGGUAGACUUUUUGCACUAGUUAUUGAGCUGCACAAUAAUCGCCAACUACCUUUGAGCCUGGAAUAGACUUUAUGAUCUUUCUUGGACAGGGCUCUUAUUGCUCUGACUGCUUCAAAUUGAAGAGUUGAGAUCAUGACAUUAAAUUGCUAUUUUCUAACAUUUAUUACUAUUGUAUUACUAUUUUCUGUUGACCUAAUUAGAGUCAUUUACAAAAUUACAGCUGAAUCGAAAGAAGCUUGGGUUAUUUCAGUAGAUAUAGUUUUCAGUGCCAUGUGGUAGAGUGUAAGCAACUUUCUGUAAAAUUACAAUAUUAUUAUUAUAUGCCCUAAAUUUUUGGCCCCAGUUGUUCAAAUGGUUGCCAGUGUUAUCCUCUGGAUAAAUAUCUGUAUGGUGGAUAAUGCAGUUGGUUACCAUAAUACUAAUCUGCUGGAUGGCAAUUUAUUCGGUGGAUUUUGCCAUCCAAUGUUAGAACAACCGAGGCCCGGUUAGGCCAGCCAUUUUUUCCCUUUCUUGCUCCUCACUGAACAAAGUUAAGACAACACUAUAUACAUGUAAUUAUAAUCUUGUAUGACAAAUAUGAAACAUUAUAGAGUACUAAAGUGUGGCAUCAUAAAAAUGAAAUUUCUGAAAUCAUGGGAUUUACCAAGAUAUUCUAAAAGAACAAUGUCCAAGAGGCCUACUUGCCAAAAAUGAGCAUUUUGGCCAGGCAAAUUGUCUCUGAGAUUGUAGCCCAGUUAUGCUUAGAAAACUCCAUACAAACCCUUUUAAAUUUUUUUGUAUGGAAUUUUCUGAGUAUAACCGGCUAACAUCUCAGGGACAAUUUGCCCCGAAAUGCUCAUUUUUGGCACAUGUAAAGUAGGCCUCUUGGACAUUGUUCUUUCAGAAUAUCCUGACAAAUCCCAUAAUUUCAGAAAUUUCAUUUUUAUGACAUCAUCACUUUAGUACUCUAUUGGUGCAUUUGCAUAAAUUUUUUACCAAAAUGUUUUGGUGUGAUACAGGAGAUGAAGAGGCAAAGGAGAAUACCACUUUACAGUUUAAUCUAAAAGUUAAAUGCAUUAAAAACAAGAAUGCACCAAAGAAUGCUACGGAUCCUGAUGAGUUAUACAUUCACUCAAAAGGUGAUAAUAUUAUUCUGUUCUUGUUACCUUUUGUUUUGAUUUAAUUUUGUCCUUUAUUAUUUUGUUUAAAGGUUAUUUUUCAGGGGUUCAGACUCAUUUUCAUACAUUACCACAUCCAAGAACAAAGAAACCAAAUUGAACCAAGGACAAGAUUGAACAAAAAUAUUGGGGGUUAAAAAAGGUGUAUUUCUGCACAANCGAAAUGCUCAUUUUUGGCACAUGUAAAGUAGGCCUCUUGGACAUUGUUCUUUCAGAAUAUCCUGACAAAUCCCAUAAUUUCAGAAAUUUCAUUUUUAUGACAUCAUCACUUUAGUACUCUAUUGGUGCAUUUGCAUAAAUUUUUUACCAAAAUGUUUUGGUGUGAUACAGGAGAUGAAGAGGCAAAGGAGAAUACCACUUUACAGUUUAAUCUAAAAGUUAAAUGCAUUAAAAACAAGAAUGCACCAAAGAAUGCUACGGAUCCUGAUGAGUUAUACAUUCACUCAAAA